UGCAUGCAUCUGCACGAACACGCGACGACAAAAGCGGUGUGUCUAUGCAACGUUCGUUCUCGAGAACCCCGUCUUGGGUUCGCCCUACACGCUGCGCGCCACCGAUUCAAUGGCGUCAGCCCUUUCCCCUGAUGCUUCCCGGUCUUUCCUGACAGCACAUGAGGCUAGGGGGCAUAAUAUCGGAUGCGCGUGUUCCCAUUCUGCGAGCUAUAUCGUGGCAUCGCGCGCAGCGUAGACCGGUCGCGGUCGCCUUACAUGGCACAGUCUAUCCUGCACCUGCCUGUUGCCCAUCGCCGCGAGGUGUUGCCUGGACGUCACUGAUAGUGGUACCUUCCCAGCCAUACUAGGAGACAAGACGCUGGGAUGCUCUGAAUACUAAUAUGACGAAGCUGCUUGCGAACGUCGCCCUUCUUGUCUUUCGCCCAUACUCUCACUCGCUAUGCCCAGGAAGUCGCAGAAACAUUCCUCUGCUCUGUCGUCUCACUCUCCGCAUGCGUCCGGCUCGGGCUCAGCAUCAUUGAGUUCGUCAUCGUCGGCCUCCUCCAGCCUUCCUACGCCUCCCGCCCCCGCACCGAUCCCCGAAUACGACCCCAAGCCAGAACUAGUCCAAGAUCCUCCAUUCCUCCGUCUCCCCGGUCUCUUAUGGGCCAGCCCACCAGCCUACCCCUCCACAUGGGAGCAACCGGGGAAGUUUUGGGACCAUACCAUACCACUCAACGGACAACAUGCUCUCUUGGAAACGCCACCUGCGUCAUCGGAACCUCUCGACGGACGCUGUUCCCCCGUUUCAUUAGGCGAAGUAUCACGUCCACCAUCGCCCGCGGCAAGCGCCGCCAGCUUCUCGUCCCGCGACAGCUCGGACUCCGGCGUAGUUGCGGACGCCCGCUCAAAGGCCUCGCAUGUUACGAGUAUCAGCAUACCGCCCUCCGUUGCGUCUCCCGCGCCGCACUCACAGCCGCCGCCGACGUCGUUCGGUCAUUCAUGGUUCUUCCAUGCGCCCGUGCCGAGCAAGCCGCUCUCGCUGAAGAACUUCUCGCCGAAGACGACGCGGCACAGCCAGUUCUACUUCACAGACGACCUUGUGACGUUGAACGUGGACGGGUGUCUCUUCAGGGUGCACCGCUGUUUCCUUGAGCGGGAGUCAACAUAUUUUAGGAAGCUUUUUGCCCGGGAGGAGGGGCGUGGGCUCUCAGAUGAAACUGCGAUUGAACUGCCGCAGGUUACGGUGGAGGCAUUUGAGAUCUUGCUACGCUUUGUCUACUCCGGGAUACACCAGCCAGCCUCGUGUACCGUAGAGGACUGGAUAUCACUCCUCUCCGCUGCAACCUCACUCUACUUCCCAAAGCUGCGCGAGCAUGCCCUGUGCGAGCUCGAGGCGCCGACAUCUUCCCUCGACCCGCUCGACCGACUGCUGCUCGCAGAUCGUUUCGAAAUCGCACGGUGGCGUACGCCGGCGUACGUCGCGCUCUGCAUGCGUGAGCACCCACUGCAAGAGUCCGAGGCUGCGCUGCUCGGUGUCAAGGUCGCAUCCCAGGUCGCCCAGGCUCGCGAGCGCGUGCUCGUUGACAUGCUCAUCCAAUGCCAGAGCGCACCGCGCACGAACAAGGCGGGGAACUGGGUACGGCCGCAGCCGACGAAAGAUCUUAGCAGGGUCGAGCAAAUCGUCGAGGGUGUGUUUUGGCCGAAUGGGGUCUCUGCGACGUGCAGAUAAACAGAGCGAAGCCGACGCUUCACGGAAAUGAAGAUUAAGCCCAUCCUAUUGUUAUAUUCUGUAUGAUACAUUAUAUUUGGAGCGUUCCAUGCUGCUCUCCCAUAGUUACGGAAGAUGCAAUGUACAUGGCAGCAGAAUAGUGCUGCGAGUUUUUCAAUUCGUAGCCCAGUAAUAUUAAUUCGGGCCCGUCACCU
This is a messenger RNA of Phanerochaete carnosa HHB-10118-sp, 1905 nucleotides long. RefSeq lists its product as uncharacterized. The transcript has 3 exons. The record is from RefSeq and is a predicted model, not a curated record. Gene Ontology annotation, cellular component: cytoplasm; ubiquitin ligase complex. Bases 440 to 1711 code for a protein of 423 amino acids. Gene Ontology annotation, molecular function: protein binding. NCBI's taxonomy places the organism in Eukaryota, Fungi, Basidiomycota, Agaricomycetes, Polyporales, Phanerochaetaceae.